Molecule: messenger RNA, 4009 nt
Organism: Anolis carolinensis (green anole)
Lineage: Eukaryota; Metazoa; Chordata; Lepidosauria; Squamata; Anolidae
Gene: gpr174
Product: G protein-coupled receptor 174
Exons: 2
Coding region: 1840-2859 (339 amino acids)
Biological process (GO): phospholipase C-activating G protein-coupled receptor signaling pathway; positive regulation of Rho protein signal transduction
Cellular component (GO): plasma membrane
Molecular function (GO): G protein-coupled receptor activity
Source: RefSeq, a predicted model, not a curated record
ACUUCACUUCACUUCACUUUAUUUCUUAAUUAGUCGCUCUCCACCAGAGUGCUCCGAGCGACUUACAAUUUAAAAUAUCAUUCCACAAUAUAAAAACAUUCAACAUAAAAACAUUCAACAUAAAAACUUGCGUGACAAACAAAGAGUUGGACGUCCUGUGACAAGCAAAAGGUUGACAGAUUGAUUCAGGACGAUUGUCGUAUCGCUCAGAGAGAAUUUUCAAGCAUAAUUGGCAUUUCGCAAGAACAUGUGGGUCACAUUAUUGCUUUGUUUGGCUAUCGGAAGAUCUGUGCAUGAUGGGGACUGCGAGACGCCGGUUGCAGAAACAGAGUGUCAACUUCUUCUGUGACGGCUUCAGAAAAUUUGUUCAUCUUUGGCAGAAAUGUAUCCAAUUGUCUGUGAUUAUGUGGAAAAAUGAAUAGUGGUAGUUAAAGAGCACAUUCUAUGGAUUAUUUCUGCAUUUGAUUUAUUAAAAUAUUCUCAUCCAAACCCAACUAACGAAGGUGGAGGCAUUACUGUGCAGGAAAACAGGAUUACGAGGUUGUGUGGAAGAACAAGUUUGGGAGUUCGAACUGGCGAAUUGGUGCAAAUGGGAGGUGUGAUAUCAAAGGGAUUUGACUCUAUAGUGCAGGCAUGGGCAAACUCCGGCCUUCCAGGUGUUUUGGACUUCAACUCCCACAAUUCCUAACAGCCUACCGGCUGUUAGGAAUUGUGGGAGUUGAAGUCCAAAACACCUGGAAGGCCGGAGUUUGCCCAUACCUGCUAUAGUGGGACUGUAGUGAAAUAGUGGGUUCGUGCAAUAAAGUCCACUGUAAUAUCUUUGAGGGAUACCACCAAGGAGCAGAAUGAUAAAUAGCUCUGUUUGCAACCACAGAAUCGACCAUGACUCGAGAUGAGUCUGAAUCCCAUUUUGAGACCAAAAAACCCAUGCCUAUAUAUAGAAGCAGUGACUUUUCUACCUCUGCCAUGUGACAGGCGCUGAACUCUGUCUGAGGCGCAUAUCGUGCUCAAUGGUCACAAGGUGCUCUCUUACUAUUGGGAAAAAAUCAAUGCUGCACGCGCUGACGGCAAGGCAUUUGCAAAAGCCUUCCAGAAGCAUUGUGAUCACGUUACUACUAAGGCUUGCUUUGUGAUCUUGAAAACCCUGAGUUGUUACAGUUUUCAUUUCUAUAUUAAGCCGGAGGUGAGAAACCGGUGGGUGGGUGGCAUCCGUGGUUACGUUAGACUUGUACCUUGCCGAAUUCAGUUGAAGCCAAGACAGAAAUUAGGAAAGCUGUAGAUGUACGACAGCCACUUGCAACAGCAUCAGAAAUAUGGUUGUCCAUUGAACGUGGCCCUCAGAAUGGAGACAAAGAUCUGUCCAUGGCUGUAGCUACACCAGAAGCCGUCUUCAACUGGCUUCUUUUUCAUCAUGCGUUUUUCAUUUGACGAAUCUAGACCCAAAGACACCCUCUUCCUCAGCUUGUCUCUGAAACCGCAUGGCCGUGGCACGUGGAUUGUUUCAUGUGACCAUGUUUCUCCCCAAAAUCAAAUGGCAACGUGUUAAACAUGCUUCUGGAUAAACUCAAAUUCAAGAGGAUGACAAUGGAAGAAUAUCAUCUCUGAAUUGUUACAGAAACAAAUCCAAACAUCUCUAAAGAAAUGAAUCCUCCGAAAAGCCCAAAGAUUUUGUGACCAGCAGCAAUUAUGCAAGAUUUGGUUUCAUAAAAGCCCAAGAGAAUGUCAAGAAAGCGUGUCACACCUGGAUUCUGCAUUUGCUGCUUCUCAAAUUGUCCUAUUUCCUUUCUCAAAUCUUGAGCUGAUCGUCUUACGCUUUUCCAGCACUUUGUGAAAAGCACAAUGGUGGUGGGCGGUGAUGAAUGCAAUGGAGAGAAUGAUUUCUCAAAGCGCUUCUACGCCAUCAUGUACACCAUCAUCCUGGUGCCAGGACUGAUCUGGAACAUUCUAGCUCUCUGGGUGUUUUAUGGCUACAUGAAAGAAACCAAGCGAGCCGUGAUUUUCAUGAUGAACCUCGCUGUGGCGGACUUGGCACAGGUUCUAUCUUUGCCGCUUCGGAUUUUCUAUUACCUGUCCGAAAGCUGGCACCUGGGGAGAGGGGUCUGCAUGUUUUGCUUCUACUUGAAAUACGUCAACAUGUACGCAAGCAUCUUCUUUUUAGUCUGCAUCAGCGUGCGGCGUUUUUUGUUCGUCAUGUACCCCUUCAAGUUCAGUGACUGCAAGCGCAUCUACGACAUCUACAUCUCCUUGGCGGGGUGGGUUGUCGUCUGCCUGGGUUGCCUGCCUUUCCCCCUCCUACGGCUUACCUCCAACGAGACCCACACGAACAACAAAUGUUUCGUGGAUCUUCCCGUUAAGACCGUCGAUGGGACCAUCUCCAUUGUGAUGAUGACCAUUGGCGAACUGGUUGGAUUUGUGACUCCUUUGCUGAUCAUCCUGUACUGUUCAUGGAAGACCGUCUUGUCUCUCAAGGAGAAGAACUUGGUCCCCCAAGACCUUGGAGAGAAACAGAAAGCCCUCAAGAUGAUCCUGACCUGUGCAGUGGUCUUCCUGAUCUGCUUUGCUCCCUACCACGUCAGCUUCCCACUGGAUUACUUGGUGAAAGCCAACAGGAUCAAGGACUGCUACUCUCGAAAGGUGAUCCUGAUAUUCCAUGCAGUGGCCUUGUGCCUUGCCAGCUUGAACUCUUGCGUGGACCCGGUCAUUUAUUAUUUUACCACAGAUGAGUUCCGAAGACGGCUCUCAAGGCAGGAUUUACAGGACAGCAUUCAGCUCCACAACAGGCGCUACGGAAACCAAGUUGACUCAACGCAAGGGGGUGCCAUUGAGGAUGCAAUGGAGAAACCCAAUAGUACUCACUGAUAUGGCUUCAGUGAGCUCAAAAUUGUAUUGGUCAGGCAUGAGUGAGGUUCUGAUAUUCUUGCUAUUCUAUGGACUACUUGACUUUUAAAGAUUCCACUAGUACAGUGGUUCUCAUCGUGUGGCUCACCAAGAGUGUUGGCCUACAACUCCCAGAUAUCCCAGCCAGUUUACCAACUCAGUACUACGGAAUCCUGGGAGCUGUAGUUUGGUCGGGCCCAGCACUCUGUGAAUCCCACAAUUAGUUCUGGAAAUGAUGUUAUGAAUUAAGUGAUUUCAUCAAUACAGUAGAGUCUCAUUUAUCCAACAUAAACGGGCUGGCAGAAUGUUGAAUAAGCGAAUAUGUUGGAUAAUAAGGAGAGAAUAAGAAGAAGCCUAUUAAACACCAAAUUAGGUUAUGAUUUUACAAAUUAAGCACCAAAACAUCAUCUUAUACAACAAAUUUCGCAGAAAAAGUAGUUCAAUACACAGUAAUGCUAUGUAGUGAUUAAUGUAUUUACGAAUUUAGCACCAAAAUAUCAUGAUGUAUUGAAAACAUUGACUACAAAAAUGCGUUGGAUAAUCCAGAAUGUUGGAUAAGUGAGACUCUACUGUAUUUACAGGAGCCCCCAGUGGUGCAGUGGGUUAAACCCUUGUGCCGGCAGGACUGCUGACUUGAAGGUUGGAUUGCUGACCUGAAGGUUGCCGGUUCGAAUCCAGUCCAGGGAGAGCGUGGAUGAGCUCUCUCUAUCAGCUCCAGCUCCAUGCAAGGACUUGAGAGUUUACCAGCUGUUAUUUCUGGGAAUUGAAGCCCAAAACAUCUGGGGACCCACAGGUUGAGGACCACUGCACUAGUAGAUUCUGUUCGGGUGGUAUGCUCUUGUAAGGAGAUUAUCACAUGAAGCAUGCAAAUUGCAAUUCCAGCAGGACACUAUCUUUGCCUUGGAUUUAUCAUAUGACAAUGCUCUUCUUCUCUCCCUGGAAAGUCUUUAAUUUACAAGCACAAAUAUUCAGUUCAUGACCUCCUGUUUCUUUCCUUCCCAUGAUCUCCCAACGGGAUGAGGAAUGACACCAUGUGAUAAGUCUCACUAUUAUCCUGCUGUAAUUGUGAUCCACCUGCCUCGUGUGAUACGAUCCUAUGUUUUCCUAUGGAUAUGCCUGUUCUUCUUUGGGC